GCCACCUUGUACUCUGUCGCGCAAGUAAACAAGGCGAAGAAGACGAAGCAGUACAUGACAGUCGAAUCCGAAAGGUCGCUGCCACUUCUUCGGGAAUAGUUUUGUUUUUGUUUUUAAGCUCGACGUUGAAGGGGACAACGUACUCAUCCGCGUUCAAGUAGUGGCAGGAUAUAUUCAGAAGAGGCAACGAUUUGGCGGUGGAUGAAUUGACACUUGACAGGCAGCCUACGCACUUGCUUCCUGUUAGUGAGGUGAUAUUAUGUCCAAAGGUCCUACUUUGUUUCCGACAUAGCGUAAUGGAGGACUGAACAAGAGUAGACGUUUUAAGUGUGGUCUCCGUUCUAUCCGUGUGUCUUUUCUACAUGCGUCCCGUGACAGUAUGUCACUGAGCUCGGCCGGGUGGACCGCCAAUCUCUCGGCGGAGCAACGCGCGCCUCCGCCUGUGCGGAAUAUUGGAGAUCGGCAGCAGUCAGAACCGAACUAUCAAACCGUCCUCAUGUCGGUUAGGGUGUCGUUGUGCCAUUCCGGUAUUCGGCCUCUACGUCUUCCGGGAGCAGGUGGUAGUGAGUCACUUCGCCUACAGCUCAGUAUGGACGCGGGGAAGUCCGGGGAAUUCCGCCUGUCUCUUCUAGACUGCAGCAGUCGGGACGGUGGGAGCGUGACUAUCGCCGAGUACGAUCUGAGAUCCGUUAACUAUGAGGUGAAAACACCAAAAUGCCACGAGCUGAGUCUGGCAGCACCCCCGCAUGACCGCAUCAAUUUCAACUUUAGUUGCGAGCAGGAGGCCCAGCAGUGGGCCACUGUGAUGAUGACAUCACUAAGAGAAGCACACAUAGCAUCUCCUGCUGAAGAUAUUCCAGAGUGCUCCCAGCUCCAGGAUGCCACAGCUUUGCAACACUUGGAGGACACGUGCAUGGAGCUGACCCGAGCUAUCGAGGCCGGCGACAUGAAGGCGGCCUCCGUCUUUGCUGCCACGCUUUGUCACCAACAUGCCGCACUAAAGAUCCAGCCCUCUGCACGACAAUGUGGAGACACCGACAUCAGAUUGGCUGUUAUAGUUGAGGAUUCUUCUUCGUCGUGUUGCGUCACCAUGAAAGUCUGUCCUUCUAUGACCACUGCAGCCUUAAAACAACAGAUGUUCCUAGAGUACAGCUUUCACCCGCGGGUGCAGCGCUGGGUGAUCGGCCAGUGCCUGUGCGCCAACCAUCGCUCCCUGGCUUCGUAUGGCAUUCGCCAGGACGGUGACACGGCGUUUGUGUACAUCGUCUCAGCCCGACACGCUCGCCUUACCCUCCAAGACCAGGAAAGUGCUCUCCUCGCCAGCUCUCCUCCUUCUUUGACUUCCCUCCCUCACGCUACUCCAAACAGCACGUCGGCACAAGAAAAGAGACCUUACAACACUUUGCCCACACAUAACCACGCUAUUGAAUCCCAGAAAGAAAUCCCCAGUGAGGUCAAACAUGUCUCCAAUGAGGAGUUUUGUCAACUACAUGAAGCACUGAAACCAAACUCAACCUCUUCUCAGGGUUGGUCGUGCCCUUCUUGCACUUUCAUCAACAAACCGACGUGGCCAGGCUGUGAGAUGUGCAGUGCGGACCGCCCUGAUAAUUACGUCGUUCCAGGUGGUUACCAGCCGGACACAGUGGAACUCCGACGGCUCCAGCAGGAAAAGGAGGCCAUUCGACAGUACAAGCAAGAGAAGGAGAGAAGAGAGGACCUGAGGAGUGCAGGCGCUCAAAACGUGAGAGAAGAAGAGCGCAGGGAUAAUUUUGCCCAGCUGCUAAGGAUGGACAACCAGGAUUUGGUGCCAAAUCCCGAGCCUUUGGACUGCAGGAUUUGCUAUGUGGAGCUAAAGCCAGGAGAGGGCGCUGUACUCAGGGACUGUCUCCACUGCUUCUGCAAGGAAUGUUUGCGCUCAGUCAUCAUGUUGAGCGAGGAGCCAGAAGUGCCCUGUCCCUACAGAGAUGACACAUAUGCCUGUGCAUGCUCCCUGCAGGAGAGGGAGAUCAGAGCUUUGGUUUCACUAGAAGAGUAUCAGCGCUGGCUGCAAAGAAGUUUGUCUGUGGCCGAGUCGCGAUGUGAGGGCAGCUACCACUGUGCCACCGCAGAUUGCCCUGGCUGGUGCGAGUACGAGGACACGGUCAACGUAUACCCAUGUCCUGUUUGCAAGAAGAAAAACUGCCUCAUUUGCAAGGCUAUUCAUGAGGGGAUGAACUGCAAGCAAUACCAGGAUGAUCUCGCAGCCCGUGCUGUCAAUGACUCGGCUGCACGAAGGACAACACAACUACUUCAGACCCUGGUUGCGUCUGGGGAGGCAAUGCACUGUCCCCAGUGUGGCAUCAUUGUGCAAAAGAGGGACGGGUGUGAUUGGCUGCGCUGUACUGUCUGUCACACGGAAAUCUGCUGGGUCACCAGAGGUCCCCGCUGGGGGGCAAAGGGUCCUGGAGACACCAGUGGAGGAUGCCGCUGCAAUGUGAACCAUCAGAAAUGUCAUCAAAAGUGUCAAAACUGUCACUAGAGUCUCUCGGAUGGCCUUUGAACAAUGACAUGAUUAAAGAGCAUACAAAGAACAAUAGCCAAAAAACGGAGGUAAAUGCAUAAAUUACAUUACAUUUUCCUUCCUUUUGACACAAUCAGAAUUAUUUUGGUCGCAUACGGUGCCUUGGAAAUGAUUCCCUAUGCAAAUGUAGCCCUGUAGAUGUUCAACUUGUUAUACCAGAAUGCAAUACUUCAAACCACAGUGGCCUUCUUCAGGAAAACUGAACUUAAUGUCCUUUUUGCAUAGAUAAAGACUUGAUUAUCGUACAUAUUUUUUUAUGAUUUUUGAAUGGAAACAGGUUAACUAUUAUUUGCAUUUGCGAUAAAGGUAGUGUUAGAGUAUACUUUUCUCAUGUGCACUCACUGAAUACAUAAUGUUAACCCCUUCCAAAUCGUAUUUAUAUUGUCAUUUUAAAUGGAUCUUUUAUUCAUGUAUCCACUGAUAACAUUUUUAAUGCAUGGUGUGAACUGUAAUAAUGUAAACAGUAGGUACUGUCAAGAAAUGCACUCUGGGUAAAGAUCAAAUGUUUUUCCCUUAAAGAUAUAACUGAUAAGCCAUGAAAAAAUGCUGUCUUAAUUUAUAUUGAAAUGGCAUCAAUGUGAAGUGUACUGAUGUGCCUUAAUGCUCAUUAAAUAACCUUUAGACUGA
Molecule: messenger RNA, 3187 nt
Organism: Entelurus aequoreus (snake pipefish)
Lineage: Eukaryota; Metazoa; Chordata; Actinopteri; Syngnathiformes; Syngnathidae
Gene: shrprbck1r
Product: sharpin and rbck1 related
Exons: 15
Coding region: 380-2518 (712 amino acids)
Biological process (GO): proteasome-mediated ubiquitin-dependent protein catabolic process; protein linear polyubiquitination; positive regulation of canonical NF-kappaB signal transduction
Cellular component (GO): LUBAC complex
Molecular function (GO): ubiquitin binding; ubiquitin-protein transferase activity
Source: RefSeq, a predicted model, not a curated record